Molecule: messenger RNA, 2628 nt
Organism: Prunus armeniaca (apricot)
Lineage: Eukaryota; Viridiplantae; Streptophyta; Magnoliopsida; Rosales; Rosaceae
Source: the annotation of a GenBank genome assembly
AUGGACUUUGUGAGUAAGUUCCGGGACCUAGCGUUGGAUUGCUACGAUGAGAAAGAUGAGGAGGCGCUUGUCGAAAUUUGCAUCAGCAAUAUCGUGGCAGAAGGGCUGAUGGAUGGGGUGUUGAUUUCGACCCCAUCAACCCUUCUCCCUUCGAGGAACCCCCUCCGCCGUUGCGGGAAGGGACUUCUUUGUGUGGGUUUUCCUCUAAGAUUCUCAAUUUCGCUCCUUUUCUUGGUAUAUUCAAGGUCACCCGUUGGGAUUUUAGCAAGCAACGUGGGUACUUACAGCGUGGGUGCUGGCAAGGACGGGCUUGCAUCAGUCUUCUGGGGGUGUAUACGUCUUAGGCAUAGGGGAUUUGUCACUCUGCCAGGACUGGUCAUGGCAUCUGCUGAUCUGUCGCUUAUUAUGAGGGACCAUCUUUAUUCCCUAGAUGACAAAUUGAAAAAAGGGAGGCCGCCUCCUUUGCUUAAAAGUGCUGAUGAAGACAUAAUCAUUGAUGGGGAGCUAGCGUCGGAAACAACUCCAGUGGUUGAUCCUGCAUCUAUAUCGGGGUGCUGCAUAGAGAGUAAGGGUUGGUCAGAGUGGGUUGACCGUGAAUUGAAUGACCCUUCCACCUGUGACGUUCUAAAUCGGGCAAGGGUGCUGGACGCCAUCUUCAUUUCUAAAGCUUGUGACAUCCAUAUCGAAGCUAAGAUGCUCCGGCAUGUGGUUAGGCGAUGGAGUACCGAGACACACACCUUCUGUUUAUGGGGAGAGUUCACUCCCACACUUAAGGAUGUAACCAACAUUUUCCACCUCCCACCUUGCGGCAACCAAGACCCUUUCCACAUCGCGCUGACUCCAGGAAAUAAACUAAAGCUUAAGGCUUUAUGGAAGGGUGCUCCGACUUCUCCUAGCACUUCUGUGCAGUUUAGCAAUUGGAUACAGCUUUUCGGGGAUGUUAAUAGGAAUGAGCCAUAUUGUCUUGUAGCAUUUGUAUCGUUAUGGCUUGGGAGAUUCCUCUUCUGUGACUUUUCCCAAGAUUGUUUGCAUGAACGGGUGUUUCCUUUGGCCUUGGCGAUAGCACGCGGCAGCGUGCUUCCUCUAGCCCCCAUGUUCUUGGGGCACCUAUACCACUUGCUCGACCAAGUUCAGCUUCUUGAGAAAGGGGCGGCAGGAACCAUGACUGUGGAAACUUUCCUGAACUCCAGCUUGUUGCAAGUCUUCUUAUGGGAGCGCUUCAAAGGGAUAGAGGUAUCCCCACUUCCAUACUCAAAGGAUAAGACACUUGCUGAUUCUGAGGAGGGUUCCUACGUACCGGAGGGUCUUCCUUUGAUUUGUAGAUGGUCGCGGCGAAUGCAAAGGAAGGGCCAAAAAUUUCUAGAGCUGCUGGAUGAUGUUGAGAGCUUUAUCUUUCGUCCUUACUGUGCUUUAUCAGAGGGAUUUAGACAUAUACCCUUCCAUGCUGAUUCAGAUGAUCUGGUUGAGGCCCAAGUAAUGACAGCACAAGGUCGUCAAUUGAGAAGGGAAACGUUGUUAAGCACUGCAUGCCUUCCUUUGCCUACACUGGGUGAUGACCACUUGGAGGUUUCCGUGCAUUAUUCACCUUACCAAGACAACGUGCCAGAAGAUGGCAGACCUCUUGCCCUUGCUUUGGUCGACAAGGGGCUUGCCGACAGUCUCUCGAAAGCUUACCAAAAUUACUGGAAUCGCUGCUUUGCUUCAUUUAGUCGAUUCCACGCUGCACAUUGCGACAGAUUACUUCCCACUAUAGUUCAUCAUGCUCGCUUACUGUCGGAAGGGAAAGCCAUCUCUUUAAGUGAGAAGCGGAAUUUUCCUUUCACUUCCAAAAGCGAGGAAAUUGUUGGUGAUUUUUUGAAGCUGAAGCGAAAGUCGGAGAAGCCAGAUUCUCACAGCGCCGGGAAGAGUGUAGUAGCAAGUGGUCCCCCCAAACCCAAAAAGAAUGCUCCCUUGGAGCCUUCACCGCAGCAGCAAGGAGGUUGGCAAGGUGCCGGAAGCUUGCGUAUACUUCAAACAAGGUUUGCUAAUACCCGCAAAGGCAAGGGCGAAGGCUCGGGACCUAAGGUAAUUGUAACAGUUGAUGAUGACGAUGAUAGCAGUGACGAAAGUGGUGGUGCAGAGACUGGGAUUAGCACCCACGGGCAAGAGAGCAUUCGCGGCACAAGUGGCAUGGACGAGGACCUUGACAAAGACCAAUACUAUAGCUGUGAUGAAGGCACAUAUCUGGAUUUCCACACUCACUUUGAGGAGCCAGAUGCCUCAAACAUGCCUCCCGAAUUUGCUAGUGACCAUGAGCAGCGUGUUGACGUCGAAUCGGUUGUGCCCACCGUUGAGGACACAGCAAGUUGCUCACCGGAGGCUGGCCUUGGCCUUCCUGCUACUGUUGCUGACACUGCGCAGACUAUUGGCAAGUUUGACACAGCUGCCAACACCUCUCCACAGCUUCCAGAAGGGUCCAUUGACGAGCUUCUUCCGCUUUGCCACAGAUUCAAUGGUUAUGUGGCAUUCCAAGGUGCACUUGUGUAUCCAGAGACAAUUGCGGUCUUGAGAAAAUUCAUGGACAAAUACGGGAGCUUCAUGGAAAUUACCGAUAUCACCUCUUCUUUCUCAAGGAGUGCUGCCUUUUGA